AUUUAGGAGUUUUCUACAAAACCAAAGUAUCAUCCACAGUUGGUAAAGGUGAUUUAGUCCAAAGAAAUUCUUUUCCAAUAAAGCGCAUAAUUUCCAAGUAAAGUCGCAAAGACAAAAACACCCUCAACGCUCUCCACUAUACUAGUACACUAUUAAACCACUCAAACAGUCAGAAAAGGCCAGAGUCAAUUUGAAAAACCUUUCCUCUUCAACCUUUCCUUCACUUUCCCGGUAAAAUGGCAAGAAAUCCUAGAAAGCAACAAAUUCCAGGUGUACUAUGGCGUGUUUACCAUCACCGAGCAAGAACCCUCUCGGAAACUAUCAUUUCACUGAUUCCUUCUCCACCUCGUUCUCCUUGCUUCUGCAAUGGCCAGGGUUGUCUUGGAUGUAGCUCCGAUGCUAUGUCAUUUCUUCUCAGACCUAAUGAUCCUUCUGAUUACCGUCAAAUGCUUCAGAACACCUAUGCCGUCAUUUCGGAACAUGCUCGUCCUCUUCGCUUUUUCGUUCCGUACUCACAUUGCCCCCAAAAAGAGAUUGUGAAGAGCACUAUUGAACUGAUGAUGUAUAAAGGGGACACAGCCUCCAAUGUGUUAUGCGCUGGUUAUGAUAGGAGUAACUGGUCAAGCCCUAAUGUGGAUCUUUUAUCCUGUGAACCUUGGCAUCUUCUGCUGCGUAGGGUUGGAGAUGAUCUUAUGGUUUACCUACUAAAGAAUACAUCAAUAUUCUUGCAAGUGCCCCAUGGAAAACACUACCAGGUGGCAGGUCCUUCAAUCAUUCCCUUAUGCUUUGAAAAGAUAGGGGAGUGUUCAUCAAAGUUUGACAAUCAGCAUCCUUCAGUUAAUAAAUGCGUAUCACAAAAGAGAAAAAGAUCUGCUGACAUUGAUGACGCAGCAGUAAAAAAACAAAAGUGUCAUAUUUCUUGCAAUAAGGAUGUUUCUGUUGGCUAUGCGAGCAAUCAGAAGGCUGACAAUGAUAAGCGUUAUGAUGUCAGUGUCUCUGAAGCUCCUAAGACUACAAAGACUGGGAAGCGACGAUCUAGACCUUUUCGUUGGAAGAGGCUUAGAUGCAAAAAGCAGAAACUGUCUAUUGUUGAAGAAGAAAAUAAAAAUAAUUUUCAGCAUGAAAAGAUGUUGCAGAGAUGUUAUUGUUGUUCAAUCUUACAUUCUCUUCCAACUCUUCCGAAUUGCACCGAUAUCAAUAGGAAGUGCAUAUUUUAUAGUACGGAGUCUUCACCCUCAGUUCUUCCGAAGAAACAUAUUUUACAUUCCAAGAAGCCAAAUUUGGCUUUUUCGAAAGAACUCAUUGACAAUAUUUUUGGAUUCCACGUUGUAAAUGCUGGUGCUCAACCAAUGCCAUGUUCCCACAACUGUGGUUCAUGUCUCAACGACUCGGCAUGCCUGUAUCACUCCCUCGUUAAAUGGUUUAAGAAUAUCAUUCGUAGGGCACGCUGUUGCCAGUCUGCAAAGUUCUUGGAUAAGCAUUGUGCUGUUCCAUCGUUGAAUCAACAUACAGAUGAAAUAUCUAGCUCCAGACGUGAGGACAAUGUAGCAGAGAUAAAUGCAAAUAAGAAAUCUCGAUCAUUGGAGUUUGAUACUCAACAAUGCUCAGAUACCGUUGGAGCAAUAGAUUCACAGAGUGAGGUAGUUAAGUCAUGCUGCUCAAAAAGUCAAGUGGUAUCUUUCAUAUGGGCUGUUUCUCGGAGUUUACUUCCUUCUGAAUUACUUGGUACUCCUUCUAAUUGGAGAAUAAUGAGGAGAAAUAUUUACAAGUUCAUACAGUUACGAAGAUUUGAAAAAUUCCCUUUAAAGCUAUCUAUGCAUGAGCUGAAAACAUCAAGGUUCCCGUUCUUGUCAGAUAAAUAUUUCUGUAGUAGUCAAAAUGCUUCGAUUCUUAAGUAUUCAGAAAAGCAUGAUAAAGUCCUUCAUAAGGAAGUCAGGAAUUGGAACAAUGAUGUACACAGUGUCAAACGUAAGCUUCUGGAAAGGUGGAUCUUCUGGUAUUAUUCUUUUCUGGUUGUCCCUUUGGUGCAAGCAAACUUCUAUGUUACUGAAAGUGCGCAAGGGAAACAAGAUAUUUACUAUUAUAAGAAACCAGUUUGGGAGAAGUUGACUAGAUGCACUAUUUCUUGCCUCAAAGACUCGAACUAUCGUCACUUGGAUGAUGUGGCCUUGCGUGAUAUUCUUGAACGUAGGCCAUUUGGGUUUUCAAAGCUCAGACUUCAACCUAAAGAAAAUGGAGUAAGGAUGGUGGCAAAUCUUAAAGGUUCUUCAAGAUUGCCAUUGGUUGAGUCCACUGCGGGAGCUCCAUAUUGCAAAAGUGAAAAGCAAGAAAAUCAUCAGAAAAUAGAGUUCCAAUCUGUGAAUGAUGUUCUUCGUGAUGCACAAGCACAUACUAUUCUUAAAGGAAUUCAGUUCAAGGAGCCUAAGAGGCUAGGUUCUUCAGUAUUUGAUUACAAUGAUAUUUAUAAAAAACUCUGUCCAUUUUUGGUUAACCAUAAAAAGGGAUUGACACCUAUGUCUUCUUUAUUCAUUGUCACGUCUGAUGUUUCGAAAGCAUUUGACUCUGUUGAUCAGGACAAGCUGCUUACCAUAAUGAAAGAUGUUCUUCGGGAACAUCAAUAUUUUGUCAGAAAGUAUGAUCGAGUUAUUUGCACAAAAAACUCUAUGUGGGUUAAAAAGAAAUUAUCUCUGCUGUGUGAAAUGAGCAACACUGGCCUUACACAGUUCAGAUCAUUAACGUCAUCCCGGCAUGCUGUCUUUGUUAAUCAGUUGCCGAGGUAUGUGAGCAAGGAAUUGCUAUUUUCAUAUCUAACAGAGCAUGUGAAGCACAAUGUGUUGAAGUUUGAUGGCAAAUUUUACGAGCAAGGUGUUGGUAUUUCCCAGGGUGGGAUUUUGUCAUCUUUGCUUUGCUCCUUAUAUUACGGGCAUUUGGAGAGAAAUGUGAUAUAUCCAUUCUUUAAAAGAACACUUGAAUCUGAAAGAUGCAAGGAGAAUAAUUCUGUCCAAACCAACAGCUGUGACUCAUCACCAUACCUUCUAAUGCGAUUUAUUGAUGACUUCUUUUUCAUAUCAAACUCAAAGAAGCAGGCUGCCAGCGUUUUCUCCAGAAUGAAAAGAGGAUUUCAUGCUUACAACUGCUACAUGAAUGAGAAAAAGUUUAGUGCAAACUUUGAUGUAGAACAGACACCAGAUUCCUCAUUGAAUAGGGUUUAUGUGGGCAAAGACGGCGCUACUUCAUUCGUUCGAUGGAGUGGUCUUCUUAUCAAUUGCUCCACUAUGGAAAUUCAAGCUGAUUACACAAAGUACUUGAAUAACCAUUUAAGUUCGAGCCUUACUGUUUGCUGGCAAGGUAAACCAGGCGCUGGUCUGAAGGAGAAGCUGCGUCUCUUUCUAAGACCUAAAUGCCAUCCUUUAUUCUUCGAUUCAAAUAUCAAUUCAGCAGAAGUUGUCAGACUAAACAUUUAUCAAAUGUUUCUGAUAUGUGCAAUGAAGUUUCAUUGUUACAUCCGUGACCUAUCAUUUGUUUGCAAACUUCACCAAAGAUAUUUUUGUUCAUCAACUAUUCAGAAAUCUUUGAGAUACAUGCACAUGCUGAUAAAGAGAAGGAUGCAUUCCAUGCGUCUGAGUUCUAGUAUCCGGCCAAUUCUCAAGUUGAAGAAGGCAGAGGUUGAAUGGCUUGGGCUUCAUGCUUUUAUUCAAGUGUUGAAGAGAAAGCAAUCACGUCACAAGAAGUUGCUUGCAGUUUUGAAGUCAAAAUUGUCGUCACAUAGAAUUUCUGGUAGUGUGUCUCCUGAACUAAAGUUUGCUGUUGAUGCCGAAAAUUCUUCAUUGCUCUGGAAAAUCAAGUAUUAACUCUAUAGGAAUAUGGUUAUGUGAGACUGGGUCUGAUUGGAAUGGUACAAGUACACAUUGUUUUUGUUUCAUAUUAAUAUUUUUUGAACGCCAGGUUUUGUAACAGUUACGAGUUACUGUUAUAUCAAGUAGAAUUGUGGAAGAAAGAACUUAAAAGACUAAAAAUAGGGUUAAUGUUUUUGGUCCCUAUAAAAUGGGGAUCAUCUAAUUUUUUUUGUUGUUUACAAUGAGUUGGAGAUUGAACUCAGGAUCUAUAGCGUACUACCCAAAUUCCUCACCACUAAACCAAACCUAGUGGUUUGGGAUCAUCUAAAUUUAGUUCUUAGUUAAUUUUUAUUAAAUUUUUAGUCCCUAUAAAAAUUUUCUUGCAUAUAAUUUUAAUCCCUACUAAAACUAAGUUUGUUUAGUUAUCAAUAAACUCUUCAAUUUUUGAAUGAUUUUUAAUAGGCGUGUUUAAAAUAUCAUAUAAAGUUAAUUUACAAAA
Molecule: messenger RNA, 4335 nt
Organism: Trifolium pratense (red clover)
Lineage: Eukaryota; Viridiplantae; Streptophyta; Magnoliopsida; Fabales; Fabaceae
Product: telomerase reverse transcriptase
Exons: 13
Coding region: 237-3851 (1204 amino acids)
Biological process (GO): telomere maintenance via telomerase
Cellular component (GO): telomerase catalytic core complex
Molecular function (GO): telomerase RNA binding; telomeric repeat DNA binding
Source: RefSeq, a predicted model, not a curated record